AUGUCUGGAACAGGGGACCGGGAAGCUGUCUUUCCAACCCGGCAAUCGCUGGGAUUAAUGAAGGGGAAGCUGAAGGGCGCGGAGACAGGGCACAGUCUUCUGAAAAGGAAAAGUGAAGCUUUGACUAAGCGGUUUCGAGAAAUCACCAAACGAAUCGAUGAGGCAAAACGGAAAAUGGGUCGCGUUAUGCAGAUAGCGGCCUUUUCCCUCGCAGAAGUUACAUAUGCUGUUGGAGGAGAUAUCGGUUUCCAGGUCCAGGAAUCUGCGAAACAGGCACGGUUCCGUGUACAGACAAAACAAGAAAAUGUCUCUGGCGUAAUGCUGCCUCAGUUUGAGAGCAUAACGGCAGAGGGCAGCAAUGAUUUUGGUCUGACAGGCCUGGGAAAAGGAGGGCAACAAGUCCAGCGCUGUCGAGAGACAUACUCAAGGGCCGUUGAAACGCUCGUCGAACUAGCUAGCUUACAGACGGCGUUUGUGAUACUAGAUGAGGUCAUCAAAGUGGUGAAUAGACGAGUCAAUGCCAUUGAACAUGUUAUUAUCCCCAGAACUGAAAAUACUAUCAAAUACAUCAACUCAGAGUUAGACGAACUCGACCGAGAAGAGUUUUACCGACUAAAGAAGGUAUCGAACAAAAAACAGAGAGACACGACAGCCGCUGAUGCUGAAAUGAAAGCCAAACGAGAAGCAGCAGAAAAAGCUGAAAUAGCAAAUUCACAGUCAACGGAUACCACUGCACCUGCCGAUUUGCUUGGAGAACAAGGGGAUCAGGAUAUUAUUUUUUAG
This is a messenger RNA of Histoplasma mississippiense, 783 nucleotides long. Its product is annotated as vacuolar ATP synthase subunit D. The coding region runs from base 1 to 783 and encodes 260 amino acids. The record is from RefSeq and is a predicted model, not a curated record. Gene Ontology annotation, biological process: vacuolar acidification. Gene Ontology annotation, molecular function: proton-transporting ATPase activity, rotational mechanism. The transcript has 9 exons. Gene Ontology annotation, cellular component: vacuolar proton-transporting V-type ATPase complex; fungal-type vacuole membrane. Lineage: Eukaryota; Fungi; Ascomycota; Eurotiomycetes; Onygenales; Ajellomycetaceae.